AUGGCCACUACUCUCCUUAAUUCAGAUCUACCUGUGGCCUCUGAGGCUCGCAGCAAUUGGGUUGUGCAAAAAUUCGGCGGCACCAGUGUCGGCAAGUUUGCGCUCAACAUCAUUGAGCAGGUUGUCGAGUAUGACGCAUCUUUUUCAACUGCAAUCCUCCUCGAAACUGACAUUUGCCCUACAGACCUAGUCUGGUCGACAACCGAGUCGCUGUCGUAUGCUCUGCUAGAAGCAGUUCUACCAAAGCAGAAGGCACCACCAACCGCGCGGGACGCUGAGAACUCCCAAUCACGAGAAUAUGAGUCAUUGGUCGAGGCCGUUCGCUUGGAACACAAUCAAGUCCUCCAGGACCAAGUCAAGUCGGUCGAAUUAAGAGAUCAAGUCACCGCAGACAUCAAUGCGGAGUGCGAGCGGGUUCUCAAGGUCCUCGAGGCCGCCCAGACCCUUGGGGAGAUUAGCGCUCGCUGUGUGGAUAAGGUCAUGAGUGCUGGUGAGAAGUUGAGCUGUCGGGUGAUGGCCGCUCUCUUGCAAGAUCGCGGCGUGGAUUCACAAUACGUGGAUUUGUCCGAGAUCAUUGAUUUCCCCAUUGGUACCAAAGGUCUGGACCAAGACUUCUAUAAUAAUUUGGCAGCAGCCUUUGGUGCGAAGGUCGAUGCCUGCGGGCACCGAGUUCCUGUUAUGACGGGUUACUUUGGUACCAUCCCCGGUGGUCUGCUGGACCAGAUCGGCCGUGGAUACACCGAUCUCUGCGCCGCCCUAGUUGCCGUCGGAACCCGUGCGAAGGAGCUGCAGGUGUGGAAGGAAGUGGAUGGUAUCUUCACCGCGGACCCUCGCAAGGUACCUACCGCCCGCCUCCUUCCCACCAUCACCCCUGCCGAAGCCGCCGAAUUGACCUUCUAUGGAUCGGAGGUGAUCCACCCCUUCACCAUGGAGCAGGUUAUCCGCGCCAAGAUUCCCAUUCGCAUCAAGAAUGUCAUGAAUCCCAGGAACCGCGGUACUAUCAUUUUCCCUGACUCCGUGGCGGAAUUAGAGAGAACCACACCGGGCCAUGACCCUCGCCUGUUCCGCACUCGGAGUCCCAGUCUCAUGCAGAGGCCGAAGCGGCCCACGGCAGUCACCAUCAAGCAUAACAUUCUGGUGAUCAAUGUUCAUUCCAACAAGCGCUCGCUGUCUCACGGUUUCUUUGCGGGGAUUUUCUCCGUCUUGGACAAGUGGCGCUUGUCAAUUGAUUUGAUCUCGACCAGCGAGGUCCACGUGUCCUUGGCCCUUCACUCGGAGAUGCCCCUCCUAAACGGAAACGGAAGGGAUGAGUACCAGGUCAUUGAUGACGAUCUGAAAGGGGCUCUGAGUGACCUGGCUCGGUACGGCACUGUAGACAUCAUCCCCGAAAUGGCCAUUCUCAGUCUGGUUGGCAAGCAGAUGAAGAACAUGAUCGGUGUCGCCGGUCGUAUGUUCACUACUCUUGGGGAGAACAAUGUGAAUAUUGAGAUGAUCUCGCAAGGUGCCAGUGAAAUCAAUAUCUCCUGCGUUAUCGAAGAACGCGACGCCGACCGAGCGCUGAACAUCAUCCAUACCAGCAUGUUCACCUUCUUGGACUAA
Molecule: messenger RNA, 1599 nt
Organism: Penicillium brevicompactum
Lineage: Eukaryota; Fungi; Ascomycota; Eurotiomycetes; Eurotiales; Aspergillaceae
Product: aspartate kinase
Exons: 3
Coding region: 1-1599 (532 amino acids)
Biological process (GO): amino acid biosynthetic process
Molecular function (GO): aspartate kinase activity
Source: RefSeq, a predicted model, not a curated record